This is a messenger RNA of Symbiodinium natans, 858 nucleotides long. Lineage: Eukaryota; Dinophyceae; Suessiales; Symbiodiniaceae. The record is from the annotation of a GenBank genome assembly.
GCAGUUUUGGCCGCCUGGGUCAAGCCCUACGCCAACGACCAGGCCGAGAUCUUGGAUGUGCUGGAGGUGACUUUGGCAUGCGUCCGCUUCUUCCUUUUCAGUGGAGUCGCCGCGUUGAUGAUCCUUAACCCUGCGAGCGGGAUCAUGUCAAGGAUUGCCUACAUGCUGCUCUUCAGUCUCAUCUUGGCUUGUGGCUACGUUAUUGUCCAUGUGGUCGCCCAGAUGCUUCGCAGCGUCUCUGCAAACGCACAAGCCGAGAGCGGCGCUCUAGGUGGCUUCAAGCGCCUCGUGCUCCGCAUAGCUUUGCCUCUGUUCCAGGAGGACGAGGGCGAAAAGAUUGUUCUAACCUGGUCCUUCACGACAGAUGAGAUCACGGCUGCAGCGCCGCGCAAAUCCUUCGCAGUGGUCACGAGGACACUCAGCACCCUGGUGGGUUCCUCAGCCAAUGUGGCGGCACGGCGGGUGCGGGGUGCAGUCUUACGUCUUGGGCCCGCCUUCCAGCACGCAGUCCUCUUGAAGGCCAUGGAGGAGUUUGCAGUAUUAUGGCUGCAGCAACUGGGCCAAGGCGACUUCCACGCUUUGGCAGGCCGGGCCUUGUGCGUUCUCGCAAGGGCGCACAAGGAGCUGCCAAUGAUUCUUGCCCGCAGCCGCAUUGGUUCGCUGUGGAUGCAGGAGGUCGAUGCUUUGACUCAACGCCCCGGGCCUUUCACCUGCAGUCCAGAGGACUUUUCGCGAUCCAACUGGCGCUUGGGUCAGAUGCCUUCAGAGGAUGCGGUGGAGCUGGUCCACCACGUGGUGAGCUUGUGCCCGGAGCAACGUCAAGCAGAGGAGCCGAACUCGGACUAUCUGGAGCUGUAG